CCCCAAAAAAACACAUUAGUUUAAUGCCAUCGGAACUUUGAUAAAGUUAACUUAUCGUGCAAUAGUACUCAGCCGCCGCUAGGAAACUCUAACCCGCUAAACCCAACCAGAGAUGCGCACUCUGUCUUACCGGCCGGACCGCCGAUGCAAGAACGACUACAAAUCCCAGAAUGCACUGUUACCCCUCUCGCUCCUGAGCUCUGGCUGUGUGUGUGAGAGAUAGUGAGAGAGUGAGAGAGUGAGAGAGUGAGUGCGGAGCCGGUGCGUCCGAGAGUGUCAGUCGAGCUCAGAGCGACAAGAACUGCUGCUGCCCUUAGCUACUGUGUAGGAGCGCUUUGUGAAACCGGACUGGGGUUUCAGAACAUGACGAACCUUCAGACCAUCAGCGAGCGGGAUCUGGGAGAGAUGAGCGCUCUGGUCCAGUCCAGGGUUCUGACCGAGGUGGUGUCUCAGGUCCAGACCCUACUCAACAAACUGGGCACCGCCAGCCUGGAUAUCGCAGUGACGGGGGAGUCCGGCGCGGGCAAGUCCACCUUCAUCAACGCCUUCCGCGGGCUGGGGGACGAAGACAAAGGGUCUGCCAGGACGGGGGUGAUCGAAACCACCCGGGAAGUAGCUGUUUACCAGCACCCCAGCCUCCCCACCAUCCGCCUCUGGGACCUCCCGGGUAUCGGAACCCCAGACUUCCGACCGGAGCGCUACCUGGAAGACGUGAACCUGGAGCGCUACGACUUCUUCAUAAUCGUGGCGUCGGAGCGUUUUAAGGAGAACCACGCGCUGCUGGCCCGGAGCAUAGGAUCCAUGGGGAAGAAAUUCUACUUCGUCCGCACUAAAGUGGACUCGGACCUGGCUUCCUCCCGGAGACAGCAACCCAGCAGCUUCAACGAGGCCGGCAUCCUGGACAGGAUCAGGGGGGACUGCGCGCGGUCGCUGGAGAGAUCGGGGGCGGGCUGCGCCAGCGUGUUCCUCAUCUCCAGUUUCGAGCCCCACAAGUAUGAUUUCACGCGCCUGCGGGAUACACUGGAGAGGGAGCUGGAGGGGUACAAGAGGCACGUGUUCCUGCUGGCCCUGCCCAACCUCUCCUGCGCCUACGUGGAGAAGAAGAAGCAGGCGCUGUCCGGCACGGUGUGGAAGACGGCGCUGUCUGCCUGCCUGGCCGCCGCGGUGCCGGGAGCCGCGCUCCACUGCAACGUGGACAUGCUGAUGCAGACGCUGCGCUCCUUCCAGCGGCACUUCGGCCUGGACCCGGAGUCUCUGCGCCGGCUGGCCGACAGAACGGAGAAGCCGUAUGAGGCCCUGAGAGCGGCGUUGCGGUCCAGUCUGGCGGAGGAUCUCUCCGCGCAGCGGGUGGUGGAGCUGCUGAGGCAGGCGGCUCUGGGGCAGCAGGUCCUGACCAGGGUGCUGGAGAGCAGGGUGCCCGUCCUGGGCAGCAUCGCCAACGGCGGGGUCUCCUUCGCUGCCACGCACUACAUCCUGAGCACCGCGCUGAACGAGCUGGCGGAGGACGCGAAGAGAGUGAUCGGGACGGCGCUGGAGGAGAGGAAGGGAGAAACAGAGCCCGAGUUCCAGGUCCCUGACCCGGGCUUCUUCGCCUACGACUGAGCGCUCCUGCCUUCCACUCGCCGUCACACAGCUGCAAGCGCCUUCCAAUAGCGGAUUACACAGACGCAGGGGGUGCGUGUGUGAACACGUGAAAGAAAAUUAAAAUUAUAUAUAUAAAUAAAACCGCUUUGCUGUUCCAUGCAUUGAACUGUAACGAUAUAUAAUUUAGGAUGCUACCUCUACUCAGUAAAUACAGGUGCGUUUACAUUACAGUGUUAUUGUGCAGAGUUACAAUCUAUUAAACGCAAUAUGAAUGUAAUUACUCAGUCCUGCCUUAUUAAUACGCUCUUUUAAACUGUGUUUUCGUGUGAUACUUCUCAAGAUGCGAGACUUAUCGAAAAUAAAAAAAAUUAUAAAGUAAACUGGCUGUAUUUUAGAUGAAUGUAUUCUUAAUAAACGCUCUGGAAUCGCUGUUGAGAAUGAGAGGCGCAUGAAGAAACAGCGAUGCAGAUCUGUGGUUGUUUAAAAGGUCCCAGGGUGGUUUUCUGAACAGGGUGCAUGUACUGAUAGUUUGUACAUCGAAUGUAAACGUGGUUUUCAUUUUUAAUUCAAUAAAGCUGUCGCUGGA
Molecule: messenger RNA, 2170 nt
Organism: Acipenser ruthenus (sterlet)
Lineage: Eukaryota; Metazoa; Chordata; Actinopteri; Acipenseriformes; Acipenseridae
Product: interferon-inducible GTPase 5-like
Exons: 3
Coding region: 364-1602 (412 amino acids)
Cellular component (GO): membrane
Molecular function (GO): GTPase activity; GTP binding
Source: RefSeq, a predicted model, not a curated record